Camelina sativa (false flax) is the source of this 812-nucleotide messenger RNA. RefSeq names its product GATA transcription factor 15. Gene Ontology annotation, biological process: regulation of DNA-templated transcription. The record is from RefSeq and is a predicted model, not a curated record. Gene Ontology annotation, molecular function: sequence-specific DNA binding; zinc ion binding. NCBI's taxonomy places the organism in Eukaryota, Viridiplantae, Streptophyta, Magnoliopsida, Brassicales, Brassicaceae.
UGAACCCAAAAAAAAAACAAAAUAUAAAUUAAUAAUCUCUGUUUAUCCUCUGACACUCACUCACUCUCUCUCUCUCUCUGUUUCGACUUUCAAGAUUCAAAAAUUUUUCGUUCACGAUCCAGAUAUCGGAGACGAAGUUUUUUUGGUAAUGCUAGAUCCAACCGUUAAAGUGUUCGAAUCAGAAUAUGGGAACAACAUCAGUAGAUUCGAUCGAAGAACACAGCAGUAGCAGCAGUAGCAACAGUAAUGGAGGAGGUAUUAGCAGCAACGAGAAGAAGAGCUGUGCCAUUUGUGGUACUAACAAAACCCCUCUUUGGCGAAGCGGUCCCGCCGGUCCCAAGUCGCUUUGUAACGCAUGCGGGAUCAGAAACACGAAGAAAAGAAGAACAGUGAUCUCAAACAGAUCAGAAGAUAAGAUGAAGAUGAAGAUGAAGAAGAAGAAUCCAAAGUUGGGUGAUUCGUUGAAACAGAGAUUGAUGGAAUUGGGGAGAGAAGUGAUGAUGCAGAGAUCAACAACGGCUGGGAAUAAACUCGGCGAAGAUGAGCAAGCCGCCGUGUUACUCAUGGCUCUCUCUUAUGCUUCUUCCGUUUACGCUUAAACCGAAUUAUUUUCUUAGAUCUCACCUUUAUCAAUAAUGGUUAAUUUUUGUAGGAUAUGUUGUUAAUUGUGUAAUUUUUGUUCGUGUUUUGCGUUGUUGAAUUAACUUCAAAAUUUUCAAAUUUUGUAUCACUGGUUGGUUUGUAUGUGUGUGUGAUCAAUCUCUGGAGAAGAAUGAAAGGUCAAAGAUAAGAUAAUUUUCUUACUUGAACAA